ACAAUCAACGAGGGCCGUAAAAGAAACGCGUCUUUGCUUUCUCAUCGAGAGGUUUCAUAAGAUUCCAGAUCUGCGCCGCGAUCGAUCUCUUUGGCUCCUUGAUUCAAAACCUUCUCGAUUCCCAAUUCGCCGUCUAUCGUCUACGAGAAUCGGCGGAGAAGAAGGAGACGUUAUCUGUUCCCGGAGUUGACUUUUAGGGUUUCCCAGAUCCGGUUUGUUUUCAUCGAGAUUCUAUCUUGUUUGAUUGAUCUGAUUUUGAUUACCGUCGAAUCCUUUGUGGCGAUUGUUGGUGAUUUGGGAUUUUUUUAAUUGUAUCGUGAUAUUUUUCGAUUGGUUAUUGAUACGAUGGCGGCAGGGGGAGUUGAAAUCUCGAAAAGCUCUGUCGUCGUUGAUCGUGUUCGUGAUUUGUAUCCUCGUCAGGGUGGUAGGGACGGUGAGAGGCGUCAAACCAAACGACCCAGUGAUUCUGAUCGCUGGUUGAAAGAUGGGCGACGUGAUUUGUAUCAAAGAGGAGAAGCCCGAGAGGGAGAUGUUGGUCAGAAGAGGAGGAAGUGUUCUCCAGUUUCAGGGGAGAGAAAAGAUCAAGUCUUUCCACCUCCACUUGGUGAGAAGACCAUUGUUGAUGUGGGUAAGAUUUCAUCUGAGGGUGUUGUGAAGUCAACAGAGUAUGUUUCUGCAGUGUCAGUGACGUCUGUUAAACAUCCUUUUGAUGAUCUUGAGGAGGGCCAGUUGGAGGACGAGCAGGUGGUUCAGGCACCCAAUAUUGCUACGUCUAAGUGGUGUUUGGAAUCUCCAAAGGAUGAGGCAGUUCAUGUUGUCAGGAAUAGCAGAUGGAAUAGGAGCAGUCUUACUCCUGAGAGCGGUGAAUUUCAAGUGGAUUCGUCUGAUGAACGUCGGUCCAAUUCUUCUGAGUCUCGCAGCUUAGAACCCCUCAGCUCUCAUGAAAAUUCAGAGCAUGAGAUUAACAUGGAUGUUGGUGAAGAAGAAUGUUGUGCUUCUGAUUUGAACGACUCGGAAGUUGAUGAAGCAGAGGGAGGCUUGAGCAUGCUAUCUGGUAGUAGAGAUGUUAACGAAUACCAGAAGCUAAGCAAGAUUAACGAAGGAACUUAUGGUGUUGUCUACAAAGCCAAGGACAGAAAGACAGAGGAGAUUGUGGCACUUAAAAUGAUCAAGAUGAACAUGGAAGACGAAUAUGGAUUCCCGUUGACAUCUUUGAGGGAGAUCAACAUUCUUUUGUCUUGCAAUCACCCGUCGAUUGUGAACGUCAAGGAAGUCGUGGUGGGAAACGGUGACAGUGUUUUCAUGGUCAUGGAACACUUGGAACAUGACUUGAGGGGCGUUAUGGACAGGAUGAAACAGCCUUUUAGCACCAGUGAGGUCAAAUGCUUGAUGAUUCAGCUGUUGGAGGGUUUGAAGUACCUACAUAGCAACUGGAUCAUCCACAGGGAUCUGAAGCCAUCUAAUCUUCUACUGAACAACAGUGGGGAGCUGAAAAUAUGCGAUUUUGGAAUGGCUAGGCAAUAUGGGAGUCCUAUCAAGCCCUACACGCAGUUGGUUGUCACACAGUGGUACAGGUCCCCGGAGCUUCUUCUAGGAACAAAGGAGUAUUCAACCGCAGUUGAUAUGUGGUCCAUCGGUUGCAUUAUGGGUGAGUUGCUGUCUCUAAAACCUCUUUUCCGAGGGAAAAGUCAGAAUGACAUUGACCAGCUUCAACAGAUAUUUGCGGUUCUUGGAACACCGAGUGAGACGACUUGGCCUGGAUUCACUUCGCUGCCAGGUUCCAAAGCCAAGUUUCGUAAGCAGCCAUACAAUUUACUGCGUAAGAAAUUUCCUGCUGCAUCUUUUACCGGAGGUCCAGUUCUUUCAGAAUUGGGAUUUGAUUUGUUGAACAGAUUAUUGAAUGUUGACCCUGAGAAGCGACUAACAGUUGACGAGGCUCUUAACCACGCCUGGUUCAAUGAAGUACCUCUCCAGAAAUCCAAGGAGUUCAUGCCUACAUUUCCUUCAAAGCGUAACUGAGAGAUCUAAACUUUUUGAAUUUUUCAUGUUUACUCUUUACUUUGUGAUUCUUGACAUGGGUUUCAAGAAUGAGGAGAUUGGUCAUCUUUGUGCUGCGGAAGCGUUACAUCCAUGUGUAUAUAUAUGAAUGCUCCAUGAAACUGCAAGGUGUGUGGGUCUUCCCUCUCUUAUUGUCUCUCUUCUCUUGUCUUUCAUUUAAUUCCCUGUGUAUCCUACAGUGUUAAAAUUAAUUUAGAGAGAUGUUGACUUUUAAAUUUCUUUCUUGUCUUCAUUUUCUUUUGUGUUAUCUUCUUCACGAGGUAAACUUUGGAAGGAGACUUGCCAUCUGAUAUAUUCAAUUAUGCUGAUCGAUGGUUUGGAAGUAACCGAUGCAUAAAGGCUCCGCUAUUUUCUGAUACUUAUUUAUGCGUCACUUACUAAUUAUAUUGGCAGAGAGAGAAAGGCGUGCGCUUGAUACAGCUGUUGUUAUUUACUACUAUGCUGAUGUAUACAAGGCCUCACACUUAUACACCACAACAAAUACGACGGAUUAAAAACUGGAACAUCUCUUGAACGGAAGCUAUCCGAGUUGUGUUGAUUCUGAUCAUUUGUCUACAAAACAAAAGUCUCUACUAAAUUCGUCUUAUCAAUAAAUAAAGCACUUGGACAAAGACCUUAUUACAA
This is a messenger RNA of Brassica napus (rape), 2682 nucleotides long. RefSeq names its product cyclin-dependent kinase G1. The transcript is spliced from 3 exons. Gene Ontology annotation, biological process: regulation of mitotic cell cycle; protein phosphorylation. The record is from RefSeq and is a predicted model, not a curated record. Bases 346 to 2019 code for a protein of 557 amino acids. Gene Ontology annotation, cellular component: nucleus. NCBI's taxonomy places the organism in Eukaryota, Viridiplantae, Streptophyta, Magnoliopsida, Brassicales, Brassicaceae. Gene Ontology annotation, molecular function: cyclin-dependent protein serine/threonine kinase activity; ATP binding.